This is a messenger RNA of Python bivittatus (Burmese python), 1575 nucleotides long. NCBI's taxonomy places the organism in Eukaryota, Metazoa, Chordata, Lepidosauria, Squamata, Pythonidae. The record is from RefSeq and is a predicted model, not a curated record.
AUGUUCCUUCUGAAAGAUUCGGCAGCACAAAAUUGGUGUUCGUACACAGUCACCAAGACGGUUUCCUGCCACAUCCAAAAUGGAACCUAUCUCCAGAGAGUUUUCCAAAGUUGUCGCUGGCCCAUGAGCUGUUCAGGGGGCAGCUACAGGACAGUGAUCAGGCCGACCUACAAGCAGGCGUUCAAGACGGUCACCGCUCUGGAGUGGAAAUGCUGCCCUGGGCAUUCAGGGCCAAACUGCGAAGCAGAAACUCUCAGCUACCAGGAUAUUCCAGGUACCUCACAUGGGAUCCCUGCUCUGAGCAGACUGCCCAUCCGACCUGCAACGUAUUCUGGUUGUUUCAACUGCAGCAAAUUCUCUGAGCUUUUGGAAAGAGUCAACCUCCUGGAAGCCAAGGUGGCUACCUUUACAGCCGUCGAAUCUGUGCCCUCGCCCAUAUCGCACCAACAGUUGCCCCCAACGGGCGAUUCUGCCCCCAAUCCCUUAAAUCUGUGGAACUCUCUGGCCACCCAAGGGAAACCCGGAGAAGAACGUGUGAAAGGAAGAUUGGCUUCACCGGGACCACCAGGCCCAGUAGGGCCCAAAGGAGAUGCUGGGAUCCAGGGCCCCUCCGGUGUUCCUGGGGUCAAGGGUGCUGUUGGACCACAGGGUCCUCCAGGUCCUCCUGGCCCACCAGGACGAGAUGGGUCAAGGGGGGUUCCUGGAGAGAAGGGCCCCCCUGGAUCUCCUGGACCACCGGGACCACCAGCCCCAGUCGGGCCCCAAAUUUCACCAAUCCCAGAUCAAAGGGACUUGCUUCUCUCCAACUCCUUCACUGAAACUGGUGUAACUGGUCCAGCUGGACCUGCUGGACUUCCAGGCCCAAUGGGUCCCCCAGGACCUGCUGGAAAACCAGGUUCUCCAGGGCGCGAUGGAACACCAGGAACACCAGGUGCUGAUGGGGCCUCUGGUGCCCUUGGGCAGAAAGGAGAGAGGGGUGAACCAGGGCCCAAGGGUGACCCGGGUGAGAAGGGUUCCUGGGGGGAGGGGUUACACCAGCUCCGAGAGGCUUUGAAGAUUUUAGCAGAAAGGGUUUUAAUCUUGGAAGCCAUGAUUGGGCUACAUGGUGAGUAGAGACAGGGAAGGAGGACAGACGCCCGACGUUAGCAGCUCUCCGGGCGAAGGGCAGGGGGUCAGAGCCGCUGGCCUCCCUCCCUUGGGCAGCGUGUUUUUCCCUUGGGACGCUCGGUGCAGCUUCCAGCUUUCUGGGCUUGGCUGGGGAGCUCCCAAGAGGCGGGCGGGUGGACGGACGGGUCGUCAUUAGCUAGCCUGGCCGGGGAAGCAGGGGACAGCCUUCCCCAGCCUGGGGCUCCCCAGACGCGAUGGGGCUGCAGCUUCCAGCAUCCCAGCCUUUGUCCCUCUUGAUGGGGAAGGGGCCAAGGUGGGAAAGGCCGACCCGGAUGUAUGCAUCCAUUGGGAGAACCUGUCCUGUCUGGACCAAUCUAUCUCUCCAUUUGGGAGGGUGGGAGCUGGACUGGUUCAUAUUAAGACACCCCCUCUGGGCAGAUGUUCCUUCCCAGGCUUGUUUCUGAUGGU